This is a messenger RNA of Plutella xylostella (diamondback moth), 12851 nucleotides long. RefSeq names its product chromodomain helicase DNA binding protein kismet. The record is from RefSeq and is a predicted model, not a curated record. Lineage: Eukaryota; Metazoa; Arthropoda; Insecta; Lepidoptera; Plutellidae. Gene Ontology annotation, molecular function: ATP binding; protein binding.
GAGACAGAAAGACAGACAGACAGAUUCAAGAGAAACAAAAUGGACGGAGUGAUGGCGUUGCUUGAUUGUUAUUAGUAGCAAGAAGAAUUUUUGCCAUUACGUGCGGUGAAUCUCGUCAAAAUAGGAUAAUAUUUGCAUAUCCAAUUGAUAGGUCAACCGUUUAAAGUUAAUAUCAUUGUAGUUUUCUCUUUUCGGCAUUACCUACUUUCUUUGAUUAUGGUGUCCAUUUUGUGAUCGGCCUUAUUGUGUGGCGAUAUCGAUAAAAAUGGAUGUAUCAACCAAUCAGCCAAUUCUCGAAUACAGCUUUUUUCUAAUUCACUCUUAAUAGAGUGAUGGACUCAUACAAUUUAUUUGGUGAUGAUGGAAGCGGUAUGUUGGAAGGACUCACUGAUCUUGGGGGGGCGGAUGGUUUUACCGGAAAUUCAUCAUCAGGUGUAGGCGGAGACAAUAAAGACACUACAGAUAGUGGGUAUAGACAGCAGUACAAUCAAGGCACCGUGGCUCAGGAGAGUUCAAUCCAGAAACUGCCAUCGUUCGGCAGCAGCGGUGGCGGCGGGCAGGCGGCGGCGAGCGCGGCGGCGGGCGCGGGCGGCGCGGAGUACCACGAGUACGGCGCCUACCCGCCGCGCCCGCGCCCGCCGCAGCCGCUGCACCCCUCGCACCACGCGCACCCCUCGCACUCCUACCCCGGCUACCACCCGGGACCCGACCCUAUGUACGGGAUGCCGGAGCAUCCAGGUAUCGGAGACAUGUGGGCCGGCGCGCCAGGCCCUACUCGUUACUCUCCCAUGGCGCCGGCCUAUAGACAUUCAUAUGAACAUCAACAGAAGAUGCACCAAUAUCCUCCACAACAAGGUCCUGGUAUAGGAGGAAUACAAUCGCAAAAUGGUGCCUAUUUGCCGAGGCAACCACACUUCCCACAACCACCUACACAGCCAGUAUAUGGCCAACAACAGAACUAUCCCAGCUACACACAAAUGCACCCACCGGCGACUUCAAGAAUCAAUCAGCACCCAUCAUACCACCAACAGAUGGACGUGAACUCACACCAGUACGGAAUGGCGCACAACCAGCAGUCGCACAGCAACAUGGGGCAGCACCAGCAGCACGGCACGCUCGGCGGGCACCAGGCGGCGCUGGCGCCGGGCAUGCAGGCGCACGGGCUGCACCUGCACCACCACGCGCGCCCGCCGCCCGCCGCCGCGCCCUCGCACGCGCCCUACGCCGCGCCGCACCACGCGCUGCCCUCGCACUACCAGCCGCACCAGAUACAGCAUCUCGACGUCAACGUCGCCAACCAGUACUCCUCGCCCAAGCCGACGGGGCACGAGACGGGCAGCCCGCAGUACCGGCCGCCCUUCCACCAGAUCUCGCCGCAGGUGUCGCCGCGCGCGCAGAUGUCCCCGCGCCAGCCCGCGCCGCCGCAGUCCUCGCCGCGCCCCGUCAUGUCCCCGGUGAAGGGCCCCAGUGCCUCGCCGCACGCGCCGCACGCGCCGCGCCCGCCGCCGCCGCACCCGCCCUCCUCCGCGCCCUCGGCGACCACCAACACUUCGUUUGCAUCACAAAACACAUUGCAGGCUUUAGAACAAAUGGUUCUACCUGCCGGAUCUGAAUACCCCUAUCAACGUAAUCCUUCGUCUCCUGCGAUGAGUCACUUGGGUGCUGUUCCUCAGUGGAAUCAAAAUAAAGUUCCGACGCCAAUAAGUAAUGUGGCCCAGUUGGAUAACAGUGAUAUUAUGGGGAAAAAAUGUGAGUCGCCUAUUCUGACGACAUUGAGUCCAGAUCCUACUUUGAUUAAACCUAAAAGUGGGACAGUCUCAGAAAAUAUGACUUUGGAUAAGAAUUUAGUUGAAAAUGAGAGACCUGCACCAGCAGCAGCACCACCAAUCUCCCAGGAGGGCAAUGGCGACAGUUCCCGGCAGUACGCCUCACUAACUGACAGUGGCUCGAAUAAAGAAUCAACUAAUACACCAGCCGAUGUAGGAAUGUCAACAAAUCAGAACACAAAUUCCACAAUAGACUACUUAGAAUCUCACACCAAAUCCACAGUGGGAGAAAAUGACAAACCUGACGGAGAUAGUAUCAUGAACAAAUUAGAUAGUAAAACAAUUGAUGAUACUGAAACAUCAGGUGAAAGUACUGCAAGUGAACAAAAACCAGGAACAGAUCAAUAUCCUCCGGAAAAUCAAGUGGAUGUGCGUAAUAAGGAACAAAUAUUAAGCCCAACUAAUAUACCAGCUACUUUAGCUAAUGUUCCUCCUACAAAUAAUAGUAAUAUUAAUCCUCAAUUAAGUGCAUCGCAACCAAUAAAUGUGCCAAGUCCACAUAACAUGCCUGUUUCGAUGCCUGCACCAGCAGAUGGGGGCCCACAAAUAAUGAAUCGAAAUUCACCAUACCCAAGUAAUCCUAUACCAAAUAUGAAUCAACAACUAAAUUCGCCCAGUGCGCCGGCCAGUCUGCCACCCAAUAUGCCGCCUUCAUCACAAUCCCUACAAACGAAAUUUCAGAACUCUCACCCCAGAAGUCCAGUACCACCUCAAAGUCUGACUACACUGCAGCCAGCUGUACCACCAAACCUUGCACUGAACAACCUUAAUGCGCCUGUACAGUCUUUACCUCAUGUUGGUAUUCAAACUACUAUCCCGGGUCACAACCCUUCUCCAAAUGUUCCUUGCUUGCCUACAAUGCAACAAAAUAUUCCUAACAUGCCACCAAAUACUUCUCAGAAUGUACCAAUGGGAAUGCCAAUGGGGGUACCAAAUAUGCAUCCCAAUUUGCCACCUAACAUGCAAGGUAAUCAAACGAAUCUGAUGCCUAAUAUGCCGCAUAAUAUAAAUCCAAAUAUGGGCAUGGUGAUGAAUCCUAAUAUUCCUCAUGGUGCAAUGCCACCUAUGUAUUCGCCUCUACAUCACCAAGAACGGGCAUCCUUACAGCAGCAAAUACAAGAGAUAUAUUGUUUACCCCCUUCUCCCGAAAAUCAGGAAAAAGUAAGAUGUCUUCAGGAAAGAUUGGCGUUAUUACAGCAACAUGAAACCAAUGAUAAAUGCAAUGGAGGUCCAAAUUGUAUGUUACAAAAUCCUGCUUAUGGAGCUAAAAUGGUUGAAAGUCCACAGGUUACAAGUACCACUGGCAGAGGACGAGGGAAAGGUCCCGCUCGACCAAGAAAACCAAGAGCUAAAAAAGAAAAACCUACGGCAAUUCCUGCAAUAGCGGCUCUUGAUCAGUUGCCUGUGUCAGAAGACUGUGUCACUGCAGGUACGGGCGUUCUAAAUAAUUCUGAAAUGGAUGUAGACCCUAGUGAAGAUCUUACCAAUUUAGAUAGUAGUAUGCUUUCAUUAGAUGAAAGUUUAAGUGAAAAAGGUAAAAAACGAGGACCUAAGAAAGAACGAAAACCGCGUACACCUAAAGAACCGAAAGUACCAAAAGAACUGGGUGAUAAGCCCGUCAAGGAACGAAAAAAGCGAGAGCCAAAAGAUCCCAAUGCACCAAAACGAAAAAGAAAUUCUAAGAAAGAUGGUGAAUUCCAGGCGGAUACCACUACUAAUUAUGAUAUUGAUAAAGAUACCUCUUCUGAAAUGAAACCAACUGAAACAACUAUGGAUUCUGCUAAUAAUUCUCAAACACACUCUGAUACAAAUCUAGACAACACUGUAACAGACUUUGAUGAUAUUCCUGUUUCUAAAAUAGCUAUAAAAGAUUUACUAGAAGAAGCUGAAGCUAAACGGGAAAUGGAAGAUGACGAUACUGAUUCUUUAAAUCAGUCAUAUAAAAAGAAAGCUACUAAGAAAAGAGGUUCUGCAGGUGGGAGCGCGAGAAAGGCGGCUGCUAAUAAAAAGGUUGUUAUAGGUAAAAGAAAAAGGCGUGGUGGUAUUGUACCUGAUUCAGAUGGUGAGCCUGAUGACAUGAUGUCAACACCCCCACCUUCACCACCCGUUGAAGAUGAUAGUUUAAAACGUCGCUCUGCUAGAAAUACUCAGCGUAAAAAAUACACUGAUGAUGUAAUGAUACGAUUAUCAGAUGAGGAAUAUUCUGGAAUAUCAACACCCAGACGUGGAGACAAGGAUUCCAAACCUGAAGAAAUGCGUAAGGAAGUUAAAGAUAACGUUGACGGGACCCCGAAACCAAAUUACGUCUAUGUUAAUAUAACUGAUGAAGAUCAAAUGAUCGUACAGCAUGUCUUAGCAUGUAGAAUGGGCAAGCGGGAGGUUAAGGAAUCAAGCUUAAAUCCGCCCGUGGCAGUCAAACCUGACCCGGAUGGUGAGCCUGAUGGUGAAAAAGAACUGAAGCCACUGGAAGAAAAUGAAGGAGACAAAUCUGCUGUAGAAACCAAGGAUAGUGUUCAACCCACUGAUCCUAAAAUACCAACUGAUCCUGACAUACCCACGGAUACUAAAAUACCCACUGAUCCUAACAUACCUACUGAUGCUGAUAAGACAAGCGCAGAGAUUAAAGACGAACCAAAAUCCGAAAAAGAAGAACCCACUGAAAAUACCGAUACUCCUGCUGAAGUCAAAGUUGAGGAAAAGGCAGCAGAGGCUAGUAAAGUAAAAGAUGAAAAUGAAAAAACUAUUAUUAUUGAUGUUGAAGAAUUUUAUGUGAAGUACCGCAACUUUUCUUAUUUACAUUGUGAAUGGAAGACAGAAGAAGAAUUGUAUAAAGGUGAUAAACGUAUAUUUUCAAAAAUAAAGCGUUUUAAACAAAAACAAGCACAACAGAUGAAUAUUUUCGAAAUGUUAGAUGAUGAACCAUUUAAUCCAGACUAUGUGGAAGUAGAAAGAAUAUUGGAUGUCUCCGAAAACCUAGAUUCCGCUAACAAUACUGUUGUUAAACACUACUUGGUUAAAUGGAAAAGUUUACAGUAUGAAGACAGUACAUGGGAACUAGAAGAGGAUGUCGAUGUAGAGAAAAUUCAACAGUUCAAGAUAUUUAGCGAAAUACCACCAAAAGAUAAAUGGAAAUAUAAGAAGCGCCCAUCUGCAGAUAAUUGGGUACAGCUAAAAGAGUCUCCACUUUAUAAAGGUGGCAACACGCUUAGACCAUACCAACUGGAAGGAUUGAACUGGUUGUUGUUCUCGUGGCAUAACAAUCGCAACUGUAUAUUGGCCGAUGAAAUGGGUUUAGGAAAAACUAUUCAAAGUUUGACCUUUGUCAAUUCUGUUUGGGAAUGCGAUAUAAGAGGACCUUUCCUGAUUAUUGCUCCUUUGUCUACAAUUCCUAAUUGGCAACGUGAGUUCGAAGGGUGGACAGAUAUGAACGUAAUUGUUUAUCAUGGUUCACAACAAAGUAAAAGUAUGAUACAAGAGUAUGAAUUUUAUUUCAAGAAUGAAAAGGGUGAACCAAUCAAAGAUAUAACGAAGUUUAAUGUAUUGAUCACAACAUUUGAAAUAAUUGUGACAGAUUUUCAAGAGCUGAAACUAUUUAAUUGGAGAAUCUGUGUGAUAGACGAAGCGCACCGGCUGAAGAAUAGGAAUUGCAAACUGCUGGAAGGACUGAGACAGCUGCACCUGGAGCACCGGGUGCUUCUGUCAGGCACUCCGCUGCAGAACAAUGUCAAUGAACUGUUCUCAUUACUGAACUUCCUGGAACCGUCGCAAUUUGCCAGCAAUGAAGCUUUCCUCAAUGAAUUCGGUCAGUUGAAAUGCGAAUCUGAAGUUCUAAAGCUUCAAGCAUUAUUGAAACCUAUGAUGUUGAGAAGACUAAAGGAAGAUGUCGAAAAAACUUUGGCACCUAAAGAAGAGACUAUAAUAGAAGUUGAGUUGACAAAUAUUCAGAAGAAGUAUUAUAGAGCAAUAUUGGAACGAAAUUUCAGCUUCUUACAGAAAGGAACAGCUUCUGCUGCCAAUAUUCCAAAUCUCAUGAACACCAUGAUGGAGCUCAGGAAGUGUUGUAUUCAUCCCUAUCUGCUGAAUGGGGCUGAGGACCAAAUACAAUUUGACUAUAAACAGAUGUAUGGAGAAGACAAAGAGGCAUACUACAAAGCGCUCAUCCAAUCUGCUGGCAAAAUGGUCCUUGUUGACAAACUGCUACCUAAAUUGAAAGCUGGUGGACACCGAGUCUUAAUAUUCAGUCAAAUGGUGCGCUGCCUGGACAUACUAGAAGAUUACCUUGUUUUCAGGAAAUAUCCCUUUGAAAGAAUAGAUGGGCGUAUAAGAGGCAACCUGAGACAAGAAGCUAUUGACCGAUACUCGAAACCUGAUUCGGACAGAUUCGUAUUUUUACUGUGCACCAAAGCUGGGGGGUUGGGCAUAAACUUGACAGCCGCUGAUACUGUUAUAAUAUACGACAGUGAUUGGAACCCGCAAAACGAUUUGCAAGCACAGGCUCGUUGCCACCGUAUCGGCCAACAGAAAAUGGUUAAGAUCUACAGACUUAUUUGUCGUAAUACUUAUGAAAGGGAGAUGUUUGACAAAGCAUCUCUGAAACUCGGCCUGGACAAAGCUAUUUUACAAAGUAUGAACACAACUCAGGGCGGCAAGGAGGGCCAGGGAUUGAAACAACUAUCCAAAAAGGAAAUAGAAGAUCUUCUAAAAAAAGGAGCAUAUGGAGCUGUAAUGGAUGAAGACGCGAGUGACAAGUUUUGUGAAGAGGACAUUGAGAUGAUAUUAGCCAGGAGAACGCAAGUUAUCCAAAUGGAGUCUGAAAAAGGAUCCACAUUCUCAAAGGCUAGCUUUGCAGCAAAUGAUCAAAGAUCUGACAUUGACAUCAGAGAUCCAGACUUCUGGAACAAAUGGGCUAAGAAAGCUGAAAUUGACACCACCGAGAAAAAGGAAGUGGAAGACUUAAUAGUUUCCGAGCCUCGGAAACGCACAAGUAUUAAGAGGUAUGGGCACGACGACGGGAACGUCGAAAUGUCUGACAUGGAGGCUACUCCGGACUCUGAUGAGGAUGAAGAAGGGAUAAGCCUGAGGAGCAAGCGCAAGAAGGACAAGCUGGGCCGCAAGGGGCGCAAGUACGCGAGCGACGACUACAUCCCGCGCCACGAGGGCGUGCCGCUGGACGAGGAGGUGGUGUACGGCUCCUGGACGCGCUCCGAGUGCUUCAAGAUCGAGCGGGGCCUGCUCACCUUCGGGUGGGCGCGAUGGGACGAAACCAUUGACAAAAAUCAGUUCAGAAAAGGGUGGACUCUGCCUGUAAUAGAAGACUGCGCCAGAAUAAUAGUGUUGUAUUGCUUACGGCAUUACAAAGGGGACGAGAAAAUUAGAAACUUCAUCUGGGAUUUAAUUGAGCCCUGUGAAAAUGGAGAAGUAACAAUUUCCAGAAACCAUAGCGGACUUCAUAAUCCCGUUCCCAGAGGAAGGAAUGCUAAAAAGAAGAAUAGACCUAAAGAUGUACCAAAACUGAGUGACAUUCAGAAAUGGGAGGACCCUAAUCAUUGGAGUUCCGCCGAGAAAUAUGACUGUGAGGCUUAUUUAGAAAGCAGUUACAAGAAGCAUUUAUUCAGACAUGCCAACAAAGUAUUGUUGCGCGUGCGCAUGAUGUACUACAUAAAGCACGAGGUGAUCGGCGACUACGCCACGCAGAUCGAGAGCGGCACGCACGCCAGCGCGCUGGGCAUGCGCGUGCCGCGCGGAGUGGACAGCGCGCCGCCGCGGCUGUGGUGGGACUCGGAGUGCGACGUGUCGCUGCUGGUGGGCACCUACGUGCACGGCUACGAGAACUACCUGGCCAUGCGCUCCGACCCGCGCCUCUGCUACGUGGACAAGCUCGGCCCGCCCGACGAGUCUGAGUGCACCGAUAUCAAAAGCGAGGAGCGGCUGGUGCGCGCGCGCGGCGCCGGCGACGAGGACUGCACGGACGAGGUGUCGAGCGGCGCCGGCGCCACGUCGCCCGCCGCGUCGCCGCACGCCUCGCCCGCCGCCUCGCCGCGCCGCGACGACGACGCCGCCUCGCACCAGUGGCCCUCCAUGCAGGACCUCAACACGAGGCUGCGCCGCCUCAUCACCGCCUACCAGCGCAACUACAAGCGGGAGGAGCUCAAGAUGCAGCAGAAGGCUAAGAUGGAGCGUCGUGAGAGGCUAGACCAGUUCGCGCGCGACGAGGCGUCGCAGUGGCGGUGGUCGCGCGCCGACGAGGAGGCGUUCCGCCGAACCGUGGCGUCGUACGGCGUGGAGUUCGACCCCACCACCAAGAGCCUGCGCUGGGGCCGCUUCCGCGCGCUCGCCCGCCUCGACUGCAAGAGCGACGACGCGCUCACCGACUACCUGAAGGCCUUCAUGGCCAUGUGCAAGCGCCAGUGCGGCCUGUCGGUCGGCGAGGCGGAGCUGCCCACGAGGGCUGACUUGAAGGCCGAGCCUAUUGGAGAGGAAAGGGCCAUUGCUACACUAGAAAGGAUCGACCUGCUGCGCGUGCUGCGCGAGGAGGUGGCGGCGCACGCGGCGCUGGAGGCGCGCCUGGCGCUGUGCGAGCGCUCGCCCGACGCGCCCGCCUGGUGGGCGCCGCAGCGGCACGACAUGGCGCUCGUGCACGCCGUCUGCAAGCACGGUCUCGGCGACACCUACCACAAGAUAUUCCUGGACCCCAAGCUACCGUUUGUAGACUGCGCCACCAAGUAUUACUCGCUGGCCAAGCCGUCCCGCAAGGAGGAGCCGGCCAAGUCCUCGGACGAGGACGACGAGGCCAAGACCGAGUCCGGCAACGAGGACGCGUCCUACUCGCCCCGCAAGCUGCGGCGCUCCCAGCGCGGCGCGGGCGGCGACGACGGCGACGCGCUGUCCGAGCUGGAGUCCCUGGCGCGCCGCCCGCGCGUGGACCAGCUGUCGCCCGCGCACUGGUUCACGGAGCGCGCGCUCGAGACGCGCCUGCACCACAUCGCGCACGCCGUGCAGAACUGCGAGUGGCCCGCGCCCGCCGACGCCAAGCCCGCCGCCGCCAGCAAGCCCGCCAAGCGACACAUCGCCAUCGACGUGGAGACGGAGCGCGCCAAGCUGCACGCGCUGCUGUCGUCGCCGCGCGCCGCGCACCGCGACCCCAAGUGGGAGCGAGACGACGCGUCCAGCGACAGCUCGCGCCGCUCCACGCCCGCACCGCCGCCCGCGCACCAGCGGCCCUCGCCCGCGCCGCCGCCGCCCGCCGACGCCGCGCCGCUCGACCUCAGCGAGGCGCAGGACUUCUCCGUGCGCCGCCCGCCCUCGGACACGCCGCCCGCCUCCGCCGCCGCGCCGCCCGCCAAGAGCCGCCUCGACGACACGCUCUCCAGGCUUAUGAAGCGAAAGAAUGUACCGGCACCGGAGCAAGUAGUCGGCAAAGAAAAGAAGAGGAAGAAAUUGGAUGAAAUUGUGCUCGGACUUUCGGCCGCAAAGACUCAGACGUCCCCGUCGAGCUCGCUGGAGCCGGCGCGCAGCAAGCCCUCGCCCGUGCUGCCCAACGUGAGCGUCACGCCCGUGCCCACUUCCGGCGCCUCCUCCACGCAACACUCCUCACAGAAACCCUUCUCAGUAACGGUAACCAAUGUUCCUUCACCUCAAUCGACUCCCAAGGAGUUGUCAUCGUUCCUGCAACAGUCGCUCGAGCAAACGAGUGCACACAAGGGGCAGAAGGCGAGCUCCGCGGCGCCGGUGAAGUCGCUGUCGCACGAGGCGAAGGUGAACAAGUGGCUGGCGGAGCAGGCGGCCAGCGAGACCCGGCGGCGGGCGGCCGCGCCGCGCCUGGCGCCCGACGAGCACGUGCCCGUCGUGCACCGCGUCACCGGCAAGCGCCUCGUCGGCAACAAGGCUCCCCAACUCAAGUACCUGGCGCAAUGGAUAGCUGAGAAUCCCAUGUAUGAUAUAGAUCCCAAGUGGACGGAAGGCAUAAAGGAACAUGUCAAAUUACCACAGGAUGUUCGCAGUCAAAGACACUCCCCGAUGCAGUCGAGCAGCUCGACUGGCGAACGUAAAAAAGGCCGACCACCUUCCUUGGAUGCGGCCUCAACGAAUGUGUUAUCAUCGAAUCCCCAUCUGAGCCAGAAUCUCGCUGGACUAAAUCCUGCACUUUUGGCUAGUUUGAGUGCGUUUGAUCCAAAAACCUUGGCGUCGACUCUCUCGAAUUUAACCGGUUUCGAUCCCAAACUACUUAAUACUUUCGAUCCUAAAUUAUUAUCGAGCUUGAGUAGUUUCGAUCCGAAGAAUAACCCAUUAUUGAGUUCAUUCAACAGUAUGCCAAACUUGCUAGGAGGAAACUUAUUCGCUAACCUGGCCGGAUUAGGGCUGCCGGGUCUUUCGUCGUUAGACAUGAGCAGCCUGGCUGGAGCCAGUGCUUCCAUGGACAGUAAAAGCAAGUCAAGAAAACCUUCAGAAGGAGGCAGUUCAUCCAGCUCGAAAGCUAGUAAUUCACAGUUUCCGUUCUCUGUGUUCCCGAAUCCGAACAUGUUGUAUCCGCAACUGGGGCUGGGCGGGUUGAAUCCGUUCGGAAUGCACUCGGGCAUGUCGUCGGCGUACGACGCGCUGGGCCUGCUGAGCAGCAGCCUGGCCGCCACGUCCGCCACGGCCACCAUGCACGCCAGCCACGCCUCGCGCGGCUCCGGCAAGACCACCUCCACGCCCAAGUCUUCCACCGUGGUCACCAGCUCCACGCACUCGAGGCAACAUAACAAACCUUCCACUCAACAGUCCGGUCAGAUGCCGCAAAUUUUCCUACCCCCUGACACAUACUUAUUAGAAUCUCUCUCUAAGCAGUCGGGAUUGAAUUAUGACGCUCUACUUAAAUCGGAAAAACACAAGCGAGACCAUGACGGUCACGAAGCUACAGACUUAUCUAAGGUGGACAAGAAGAAAUCGCACUACGACGCACUACGCUCUCAUAUUAUGCCACCGGAAUUUGCCGCAGUGCAGGAGAAAUUAUUAAAAGGAGACAAAAAAGAUAUUGACAUCAGCAAAAUGCUCUUAGAGCAAAUGGCAUCAGGAGCCCUCAGUGCCAGCCUUGUGAGUGCUGCUGAGGGAAAGAAAGGAAAAGAAGAUCCCAAGGAUGUAUUUGAAAAGUUAAGCAAAAAUUCAUCAGAGUAUAUAGCUAGGGCUUUAGCAGCUGAAGAUGUGGCGGCGAAUUUGUCCAUGGGUCAUAAGAGAAGUCACAAUGAAAUGGCAAAUGAACCUGAAAAUCUAACUUUAAUCCAGCAUGAGAAUGCUAGUAAGAAAAUAAAAGAGUCCACAGCAUCAGACUUGAGCACAAAGUCAGAAAUGAAAGACAGUGCACCAACACAUACGGGUGAGAUGGACCUGGAGGACUUGAUAGCACCAUCCACAGUCAUUAGGACAGGAAUGAAGCCCUCUGAAUAUGAUAGUAGUAAGAUAUCACCACCUAACUCGGAAAAAGAUUUGUCAAAAAAUAUAAAUCCCCAUGAAGAUGCCAUUAAUCUAGCUGGUAAUGACGGUCAUCAAAGCACAGCAGCAGAUCCUAAAAACCAAGUAGAAAAUGAAAAUGAUGUUUCGGAUGAGAAUGCAGCUAACGACGAUGCCAAUGAUGACAGGCGAGGAAGUAAGAAGAAGGGUCGCAAGUCAUCGGAGGACAGCAGCGGCGGCGCGCGGCGCGAGCUGCGCUCCAACACGGGCCGGCAGUCCACGGACACCGCACCGCAAUGAGCAGAAUAUUACGAUUCGCGGACUUUUCAUUUCAAGUCUUUAAUGAUUUGAGUUUUCAUAGAUGUUGAUUCUGCUUGGAUAACCUAAGAUACAAGUAUUGUAGGGAUAUAAUUUAUAGGCGAUCUCUUUGUAAUACCAUGACUUCGAUGUGUAACCUUUUUAACACCUCAAUUUGUGGAUCUAAAUUAUUGUAUUUGUAUACCGUAAUUUUUGAAUUCAAAUCUUGACAACCCACGGUUUCAAUAGAACAUCAGAAUAUUUAUGAUAUAACAGGUCAAGUAAUAAAUAUUAUGAUAAUGCGCAGCAGCUAAACCAGUGCAUACGCUUACAGGUGAUCAUACAGCAUCGCCUUUACUGAUGAGACUAGAUUUCUGAUACUGUCUGCAAUAUAAAUACAGGCAAAAACUGCUAUUUGUAGUAAAUAAUGAUCUUAUUAUUUUAGGUAUAAAGAUAAACUUAUUUUAAUUCAUGUAUAUUAAUGAACUUUAUAAAAGACUGUGCACGUGUUACAAACAAACAUUACAUUUAACAACCCACAAAUUCGUUUAUUUUGUCAUUUAAACGUGUUUGACUUAAUUGAUCUCUUGCAGAUGUAAAAGAUAGUCGUCUUUUAUAAAAACAUAAAUUUUAAUAUAAAAGCAGUUUAGAUCAGGGGUAUGUAUGUAUUUAAAAUUUCUGAUACUUUAACAGCAGCAACUAGUACAAUUUUCUAGUAAAUUGUAUGAAAAGCGCCUUUUUAUCUAUUCAGUGGAUGUAUGGUCGUCGUUUAAUACUAUUUUAUGUAGUCUAUUAUUUUAAUGGAAGAUGUAAGUUUACAUCCAGUGUUUUAAAAUCAAAUACUUAUGUAUAAUAAUUUAGUAUUUUUAAAAUGAAAUGGCUUUUUUUCCAAAUCGAGCCAACAAAACUCAUAUUUUAGUAUUUUUAUGUAUAAAUCUUAACUCAUUGAUUUUUGCAUCAAAUCAGGACGUAUUAACUGUAGUCAUAUAUUUUACUUUUUUGUACUUUUACGUUGCAAUCAAGUUUGAUUUGAAGUAAAUUUUGCUAUUCUGCCUAUGUUAUAUUUUCGCUUGUAAUGGCGUUUUUUUACACUAGAUUUUUAAGCGUUAAGUCGAACACUGAAUGUGAUAAACUAUUUAUUACAUGCAAUAUAAAAUCAGCGCUAAUGUAUGAUUAAAUGUAAAAUAAAAAUCAAUGUGACAAAUCAUGAAUAAAUGUGGGACUUGCUGUUUGAAUUUUCAAUGUUUAAAUACGAUGUCUGUUUUUAGGUCCUUAAAAAUAUAUUCAUGUAUAGCACAACAA